Diatraea saccharalis (sugarcane borer) is the source of this 1923-nucleotide messenger RNA. NCBI's taxonomy places the organism in Eukaryota, Metazoa, Arthropoda, Insecta, Lepidoptera, Crambidae. The record is from the annotation of a GenBank genome assembly.
UCGACUUUAGUUUCGGCUGUACGUUGUUUGUGAGUCAGUCAGUCAGUCAGUAAUGCAAGAAUAUAAGUAAAAAUUAUUCAGGUACUUUUGUUCAAUAAUAUUAUCGUAGACAGGGGAAAUUCAGGUAACUUAUAGCUAUUUUCGAAGUUUUGCAGUUUGUAAUAAGAUUUUUUUCUAUAUUUAAUCAAAGAUAUUUCAACAUUUCGAGUCUGCUACGAAUACUCAUGUAUAUAUUUUAUUUUUUUAUUUCCUUUAUUUAGACCAGUACCUCAAUUCAGAAGCUCAAAAAAUUGGCAUUGCGCAUUUUGUAAAAUUCUUUUUUUUUUACAGUUUAGCGUUUAAAUAAUAAGUAAUACACGAUUUAAAAAAAGCGAAGCAGCUACGAACUAUGUCCAUUCCGACACAAAGAACGCCAAAUUGACCAUUUUAACCAAAGUGAAAUGUCAAAAUGAAAUGGAUCCCUUGAAAACUAGUAGAAAUUCGUCUUUUUGGGCAGCAAACGAUAAAAAGAUAACAUGCACGAGUAGUAUCGAACGAUCGAAGGUUACUUAUUAUGAGUUUCUGUUGUUUGUAACUUAAUCAGAUGAAAAUAUAUCGGUAGUGAUGCUUAUACAACAUCUAUAGCGAUUUAGUUAUUCGAACAUACAUAUAAAAGACGAAAAUAUAUCUGAUAAUAAUCAAUCAUGGUGAUAUGAAUAAAAAACAAGUCAAUAUUUACCUGAGUUUGCUAAAAGUCUUAUUAUAAUAUGUGAUAAUCUAAUUCGACAAUCUUCCUAAUUACCCAGAAAAAGUAUUUGUUGGGUGAUUAGAAGUUGUAUAUAUACUCUUUAUCGAAAGUUUUUGUAGAAGUAUUGAAAAAUGAAGCUGUUGGUAUUGUCUGUGCUGUUAGCUGUUUGCAACGGCAAUCCUGUCCCAACGAUACCUGGGGAUAACAGUUACUACGUGGAGGGAGAGAGCCGUUAUAUUUGGAUGCCAGAUGGCGAAGGUGUACCGCACUUGGUGGAUCUGCAAGAGCCUGUAGACCAGAUGGUUCUCAACAGUAGAAAUGGAGCGAACAACCAAUAUUGGCUAUUCACUAGACAAAAUCCCACGAGCCCUCAAAUUCUCGUCCACAACAAUAUCAACAGUGUCAGAAACUCCAACUACGCAGCCCACCGCGGUUUGAAAGUAAUCGUUCAUGGGUGGAAUAGCAAUGGAAAUACCCAAAUGAAUCCACUUAUCACUUCUGCAUUCCUCGCUGUCCAAGACGUGAAUGUUAUCGUUGUUGACUGGCGCCAGCUCGCUAACACUGGUUAUAACACUGCUGCUUCGGGAGUACCAGGCGUAGGUCAAUUCUUGGGCAAUUUCUUGCAGUGGCUUAUCAACAAUGCUGGUGGCAACUGGAACAAUGUCCACCUGGUCGGCUUCAGUUUGGGUGCUCAUAUUGUCGGUAAUGCUGGACGUCAGGCUGGUGGCAGACCUUCUAGAGUAACAGGUUUGGAUCCCGCUGGUCCUACGUGGGGUGGUAAUCCAAAUGCUUUGAAUCGUAAUGCUGGACGUUUUGUUGAAGCAAUUCACACCGACGGUGGAUUAUUGGGCAUUAUGAAUAGCAUAGCCGACGCCGAUUUCUAUCCAAACGGCGGAAGAAAUCCUCAACCUGGCUGUUGGAUAAGUACCUGCUCUCACGGCCGUGCUACUGAAUUGUUCGCGUCGUCUGUUCGUCAGUCUAACCGUUUUGCGGGAAGCCGUUGUCCCAAUAUUUGGGAAGCUGAACUUUCGACUUGUCAUGGCGAUAUAUUGCACAUGGGCAAUGGCGUUAUUAACAAAUCAGGAUCUGGACUCUUCGCUUUAAGAACCGGCAACGCUUGGCCUUUCUAAGGAACAUCGUUGGCAAAAUGAAACUCAUAAAAUAAACUAAAUAUACUCAUAAAUAUGUAUUUCAUU